Molecule: messenger RNA, 2061 nt
Organism: Opisthorchis viverrini
Lineage: Eukaryota; Metazoa; Platyhelminthes; Trematoda; Opisthorchiida; Opisthorchiidae
Exons: 8
Coding region: 578-1873 (431 amino acids)
Biological process (GO): glycolytic process
Cellular component (GO): phosphopyruvate hydratase complex
Molecular function (GO): magnesium ion binding; phosphopyruvate hydratase activity
Source: RefSeq, a predicted model, not a curated record
CGCUCUUGCAGUCUCCAGACUUGUUUUAAGAUGUCAACCCUUCGUGCCAGCGUCGAGCAUGUGGCUGCAGCUUACCGUUUGCGUUGGAAACAAAUGAGUGAUCUGCAGCAGAAGAUCAAGGGCUUCCAAAUGAACACGUCCUAUUACAAUCAGCUCGGUCUGUUGUAUCAUGAUAUCAUGCAGCAUUCACCUGUGGUAGCCGAAGCGGUUCGCCGCCUACCCCGAGAGGAGACAGAGGCACGUGAUUUCCGCAUUGCUCGCGCGUUCCAACUAUCAGCAACUAAAACCGUGCUCCCUAAAGAACAAUGGACUACCGUUGAAAAUGAUAUUCCUUAUCUGGACCCGUACAUCGAGGUUACUUUGAAAGAAUGGCGCGACAAGUCCGAAUGGGAUAACUUUGUAAACCCCGAACAGUAUACAUAAUUACAGACGGCAACUUUCAUGUCUUGUCAGCAACUAGAUAGCCAAAUAUAACUUUGUGCAAGUGUUUUUUUGUUUCACACAACUUUCAUCCAAGGUUGUCCUUCAAGGUUUGCAGGUUCCAUUUACCAGUUGUGUUCGUUGUGUUUCAGAUAUAAUGGCGAUCAAGGCAAUCCACGCCCGACAAAUCUUUGACAGUCGAGGCAACCCAACGGUGGAAGUUGAUCUGACAACCGACAAAGGUUUGUUUCGGGCCGCUGUUCCUAGCGGAGCCUCUACCGGAGUUCAUGAAGCCUUGGAACUUCGCGAUGGUGGCAAAGUUUACAUGGGCAAAGGAGUGACGAAAGCAGUCGAAAAUGUUAACAAAAUCAUCGCGCCUGCUCUUCUGAAAUGCGGUAUUAGCGUAGAAAACCAAGGCGAGAUAGAUAAGAUCAUGCUGCAGCUGGACGGCACUGCUAACAAAGAGAAACUUGGUGCGAACGCCAUCCUCGGGGUAUCUCUUGCUGUUUGUAAAGCCGGGGCUGCUCAACGAAAUUUACCGCUUUACCGCCAUAUUGCUAGUUUGGCUGGAAACAACGAUGUCAUCCUACCCGUCCCCGCUUUCAAUGUGAUCAACGGUGGGAGUCACGCCGGCAAUAAAUUGGCCAUGCAAGAGUUCAUGAUCAUGCCAACGGGUGCGACCUCAUUCAAGGAGGCCAUGCAAAUGGGUAGUGAGGUAUACCACAACUUGAAGUCCGUUAUCAAAGCCAAGUACGGACUGGACGCCUGCAACGUUGGAGACGAGGGUGGUUUUGCACCAAACAUCCAAGACAAUAUGGAAGGUUUGCAACUUCUUAGCGAAGCAAUCGCUAAGGCUGGUUACACUGGCAAGGUUAAAAUCGCCAUGGAUUCUGCUGCAUCUGAGUUCCACAAAAACGGCAAAUACGAUCUGGACUUCAAAAAUCCAAACUCGCCUCCGAACACCUGGAUUUCGUCGGACGCAUUGGGUGAUGUCUACAAAAGUAUGAUAGGCAAAUACCCCAUUGUGAGCAUUGAGGAUCCUUUCGACCAGGAUGACUGGGGAGCUUUCGCUAAGCUCACAGGUGAAACAAGUAUUCAGAUUGUUGGGGAUGAUUUGACCGUUACCAAUCCGGUUCGCGUGCAGGAGGCUAUCAACAAAAAGGCCUGUAAUUGCCUGUUGUUGAAGGUCAACCAGAUUGGGUCUGUGUCUGAGUCUAUCCAGGCUUGCAAGAUGGCUCAAGGUGCGGGCUGGGGUGUCAUGGUCUCUCACAGAUCCGGGGAAACCGAAGACAACUUCAUCGCCGAUCUCGUUGUUGGUCUUCGAACGGGUCAGAUCAAGACUGGUGCUCCAUGCCGCUCGGAACGUCUUUCUAAGUACAAUCAGCUUCUCCGUAUCGAGGAGGAUCUCGGGUCUUCGGCCAAAUAUGCCGGAGAGAAAUUCCGCAAACCCUAAUCUGAUUAAAAUUGAACUGGUACUCGUGUUAUCAUCCAUACUAGUCAAUGGUUUGGCAUUUCUCGCACUCGUGUCCCUUACUUUAGCUGCUGUUCUCUUUUCCUAAAUAAAUUGUCAGUCUUGGCAGCUUCUUCACCUCUCAGUGUGGUUUUGAUGCCUGAAGAGCCAUUAUAAAGGUGGAAUCAGAG